AUGUUGGAAUAUUGCAGCCGUUUCAUUUUAGUGGAGGUUCUGUGUUAUUUGGCACCGCUCUGUACAAAGAAUAUCAGCUUGUUUUGGCAAGGUUCUGUGUUAUUUGGCACCGCUCUGUACAAAGAAUAUCAGCUUGUUUUGGCAAGACUCCAUGGUUUACAUAGGACAGAUGCUGAUUGGGUGAUUUCUUCGACGAAUGCUUUUGCUAAGCAAUAUGAACUUUAUACAUCUGACGAUGAGCAUGCUGUGCUUCUGCACCGACUUCAACAAAUUCCACAGCUUCAUUACCCAAUAGAGGCUAUCCAGAGUAUUCCUUUUUCUGACUCCAAAUUUCAGAUUCUUGAAGCACAGAAAGCUGAGUUGAGGUGUCUUUUACCAAGAACAUGCAGACGCAGCACACCACAAACCAAAAGCAACAAUAAGUGCACAGACCGUCGAGUAUUUCCUGAGGAUUUCUUGACUGCCUUGAGGACAAUAGGCAUGCAGGAAGAUGAGCUUUGUCAGGUUUCAUCAUUACUCAAAGAGAAUGCCAGUAGACGUGUUGAGAAAAGAAGUGAUGCCAAUGAUCCAACAAGUGCUAUGAUGCCAAGGACAUCGUGGGAAUGGGGUUACAGGUUUCAAAACUUGCAAGCACAGGUACGGCCAAGCAAGAUGACUACAAACAAGAAAAAGAGCCAUAAGCUGACUACGAAAAAGAAGAACAAGAUCAAGAAAGUGAACACUAUGAAGAAGAAGAAAAAGAGUAAGAAGACUACUAAUAAGAAGAAGAUUGCUAAAAAGAACAAGAAGAAGAUGAACAACAACACUGCGAAGAAGAAGAAGAAAAGCUGA
Ilex paraguariensis (yerba mate) is the source of this 831-nucleotide messenger RNA. NCBI's taxonomy places the organism in Eukaryota, Viridiplantae, Streptophyta, Magnoliopsida, Aquifoliales, Aquifoliaceae. The record is from the annotation of a GenBank genome assembly.